AUGGAGACGGCAACCCUCCUCUCUUCCCAGCUCAGGAGAAGCACCGGCUGGGGUUCUAUCAUGUCCUGCUUCACCCAAAUAUGGCGCACAGAAGUGCCGGACUCCCCUCCGACGAGUCCCACCAGCCCCGUCCCGGCUGCGCCCCACGAGAUCCCCAUCCCGCUCAGCCCAAUUGUGAUCACCUCGCCCUCCUCCUCCUCCUCCUCCUCCGACAGCAGGCCCGCAGUGUGUUCCCCGGUAUGUUCCCCAAUUCGAUCUCCAGUCUGCUCACCCAUCCGCUCCCCCGUGGACGGGAAGACGCGCCUGGGCUCUCCGACGGACAGACCCACCUCUCCCAUCGAGUGCUCCAUCUGCUUCAACACUUACGACAACCUUUUCAAGACCCCCAAGAUCCUUCAGUGCAACCACACCUUCUGCUUGGAGUGUCUUGCCCGCCUGGCCGCGGCCCGUCCCCGUAACUGCGUCGAGGAUGAGCUCCCGUGUCCGUUCUGCCGUCAGAUCACCGAGAUUCCCCUCGAAGGGCCGCCAGGCCUCCAGACCAGCACAGACGUCUUGACCACUCUGCCGCCCGAACUCCAGCGGGAGAAGAUGAUCUGGAUGGAAGGCACUAAACUUUGCUGCCGGCAGUCGUCCGACCCAGAGAACGCCGACGCCUGCAUCAGCAUCGACAUCGCCCCCAGCAAACCGGAAGUCCCAGAGUUGCCCCCGGAAACCUUCAUGGGGCGGCUGGCACGCUGCGACGUGUGCGAUGACUGGAAACGUGUCCUCCUUCUCUCGGCGCUGAUCAUCAUCCUCUUCUGCAUCAUCCUCUGGCCACUGCACUGUGCCAUGAAGACAGGCAACCUACGUUGCUUUGCCAGGACAUACACCAUGACCAAGCCCAAUUAUGUGACGUAUCACCACCCUACCACCCCAGCCCCAACUAUGGCCCCUGUUGAUCCCAUAGACUGAUCUGAGGCUAUGCGUAUCAUGGGGUGCUUUCUCAGGAACCGAAUGGGAAGGGAUGGACUCAAGCGAGGUGGGGAAUCAUGCUUUCUGCACAUGAGGCCCUCGGUCCAAAUCCUGACCUUUCCUGUUCAAGAAUGAUAGUCAUUUUUAAAAGGAUCAUGUAGCACAUAAUGGGAUAAACCUUCUGCCUAAACCUCUCAAGAGCUGCUACCAGUCAGAGUAAGAUAAUGCUGGAAGGCUGCAUAGACACACUCUCUGCAGGGGCGGCAGUUGCAACAUAAUUCACGGUUUUCUCAUCGGCUCCUCUGCGUUGCCGCUUGAUCCCACCUUGCUGCUCUUUUUAUGCACUUCUAAUGUAUUAAAAGCAUUGCCUGUUAGGUAUUUAUGCCACUGUAUGCUGAUUUAUGGGCAUGUAAAGUUGAAUUGUGAUGAUGGGCUACAUCUGUCUUUCAAUACCAAUGCGUAUUCUCACAAAGGGGCAGCAAUAAAGCGACAUCGACAGGAUUACUUACUGUGCAAACAGAGCCCACUGCGCAAGAGGCCUGUUGUGUAAUGGACACCAUAGCCCUGUGCGCCCUGUGGCAUAAUGGGAUGCUUUGCAAGACAUCCGGAUAUGCAUCCUUGCAAUUGACUAAAAGGGGUGCAUCUCACAUCAGGGAUAUAGGUACAUCAUCUCAAAGCCACAUGCAACAGCCUCUGAUCCAGGCUUCAAGCAUCCGCUCUUAUAGAUACCAAAGCUGCCCCCCAGUUUAUGUCCUAUGUCCUGUUAUUUAAUGGAUUCAUUUUGUUACCUAAAAUACACAGAGGCAGGCCUUUUACAAGGUUGAGACAAUACUGUGGCCACCUUUUCUUUUGGACAUCCACCAAAGACCAGUGUUAAUAUGUGACGGUGGAAGGAUAAGUAGAGGAAUACAAGGACGCUAUUUCGACAGACCGACU
Molecule: messenger RNA, 1887 nt
Organism: Sceloporus undulatus (fence lizard)
Lineage: Eukaryota; Metazoa; Chordata; Lepidosauria; Squamata; Phrynosomatidae
Gene: RNF223
Product: ring finger protein 223
Exons: 2
Coding region: 1-951 (316 amino acids)
Biological process (GO): protein ubiquitination
Molecular function (GO): ubiquitin protein ligase activity
Source: RefSeq, a predicted model, not a curated record